AUGCGCACCCUGACUCCAAUAAUCCCGACGGAAAUCACCUGUCGACCUGGCACUCGUACAGCCAACUUGAUUCGAUUCCUCUUAACCCAGAGGCUCUAUACUACACGCCCUCCACUUUUUGCCACGUACUCGUUAGGGCGUCGCAAGUCCUCCACAAUGGCGUCGGAAUCCCUCAAAUCGUCAGAGACGGAAGGCCAUGGUAGUCGUCUCUCGUCUUCACAGAGUCGCGAGCGUACCCCACAUGCUGCUGGUGCUGCUGCUGGACCAAAUGCCCCAAGUCCAGCUUUCUUCCCAUUGGGAUACCGGGAAGGCUUCAGCCAAUGGUGGGCUCGUCUACCUGCUGCCGCCGCCGAACAUAAGGUCCUAUCCUACCUCCCUUAUCUACAUCACCAACCCCCAACCCACCUCCAAACUGGUAACACCUCAGACUUCCCCGAUGGAAGCACCUCGACCAGCCUGCAAUCAGCAGACCACAACCAGCAGGGCGAGAUUUCAACACAAUCUAAAGAUGACCCCUACGGGCCCCGCCGGUGGAGCUCCAGCAUGGUGGAGCUUAGCGGGAAAGACCGGGCUCUCAACGAGUUCUCGGUAGAAAGGGUUGGGGAAGAGGCUGACCAGCACCUGGUAAUGCUGCACGGAUAUGGCGCCGGUCUUGGCUUCUUCUACAAGAAUUUCGAACCGCUCAGCCGGCUGAAGGGAUGGCAGCUUCAUGCGCUGGACAUGCUGGGCAUGGGCCGGAGCACGCGCCCACCUUUCAAGAUCAAGGCUAAGGAGCGCGAAGAGGCCAUCCGCGAAGCUGAGGCCUGGUUUGUUGACGCGCUCGAGGAAUGGCGUAUUAAGCGCAAAAUUGAUCGCUUCACAUUGCUAGGCCACAGUUUGGGUGGUUAUAUGGCUGUCGCAUACGCGCUCAAGUACCCGGGCCAUCUCAAUAAGUUGAUCCUCGCGUCCCCUGUGGGCAUCCCCGAGGACCCCUACGCGGUCACAGCAGACGUAGCUGAGCCUUCGGAAUCUACACUCCCGAACGAAGUCACCCAGGACCAACGAGACAUUACCGCGUCUGUGCCAAAGACCAGUGAUGGCAGCUUUAUUUCGAGUCGUCCUCAGACGCAAUCAACGUCCGCGAACCAACCACCCCGUCGUACCAUGCCAAAGUGGUUUGCUUACCUGUGGGAAGCCAACAUCUCACCAUUCAGCAUUGUACGCUGGACAGGUCCUUUCGGCCCACGAAUCGUGUCCGGUUGGACUUCUCGCCGCUUUUCGCAUCUCCCCGCCGAAGAAUCCAAGGCACUGCACGACUAUUCCUACUCUAUUUUCAGUCUUCGGGGAAGCGGCGAGUAUGCCCUAGCAUAUAUUUUAGCGCCAGGCGCAUUCGCGCGCAGCCCUCUUAUUCACCGGAUCCAGGGCGUGGGCCGCCAAAUGAUUAGCUCUGGCAACUCACUACCCAUUCCCCCUGCCGACUCUUCUUCUUGCUCUAUCUUCUCCAAAUCCGCAGCUAAAGCAUCUACCCCUGCUGAUGCGCCGAUCACUCACCCCGUCCCUGCUUCAAGUGCUCCCGCUGAAAUUCCCGCCCCACGACGCGAGAAUGGACUUCCCGUUGUCUUGAUGUAUGGUGAUCACGACUGGAUGGAUGUAUCGGGCGGUCACGCCGCUGUGGCUCGUCUAGAAGAAGAGAAGCGUCGCGUUCUGGCGAAUGCCACGCCAGAAGAGCGAAAGAACGACCAAGGAUCCGCCAAGGUCGUUGUCAUUAACAAGGCCGGUCAUCAUCUGUACUUGGAUGGAUGGGAGGAGUUUAACCGUGUCGUGUUGGGCGAGAUGGAAGAUGUUAAUAAGCGGGAGAGGGCAUCUUCGUGA
This is a messenger RNA of Penicillium verhagenii, 1851 nucleotides long. Its product is annotated as putative alpha/beta hydrolase. Bases 1 to 1851 code for a protein of 616 amino acids. Lineage: Eukaryota; Fungi; Ascomycota; Eurotiomycetes; Eurotiales; Aspergillaceae. Gene Ontology annotation, molecular function: A2-type glycerophospholipase activity. Gene Ontology annotation, cellular component: mitochondrial inner membrane. The transcript has 2 exons. Gene Ontology annotation, biological process: cardiolipin acyl-chain remodeling. The record is from RefSeq and is a predicted model, not a curated record.